Canis lupus familiaris (dog) is the source of this 1103-nucleotide messenger RNA. RefSeq names its product mitochondrial pyruvate carrier 1 like (gene MPC1L). The record is from RefSeq and is a predicted model, not a curated record. Gene Ontology annotation, biological process: pyruvate import into mitochondria. NCBI's taxonomy places the organism in Eukaryota, Metazoa, Chordata, Mammalia, Carnivora, Canidae. The transcript is spliced from 2 exons. Gene Ontology annotation, cellular component: mitochondrial inner membrane. Bases 149 to 520 code for a protein of 123 amino acids.
ACAGCAGUACGUGCCUGUCCGAUGCACUUUACGGCAGUCACGCGAAGGCGUGGGGGAGUGCUUACGCCUCCUGCGCCCACAGGCACGCAACGACAGCAGCACACGCUGUGUGGAGCGCUUUAUGGCAGCCACGCGAAGCUGAGCGAUCAUGGCGAUGGUGGCGGGACUGUGGCAGAGGGCGAGAGACUAUAUGAAGACCAAGGAGUUCCGGGACUACGUGACCAGCACGCACUUCUGGGGUCCCCUGGCCAACUGGGGCCUACCGCUGGCCGCCAUUAAGGACAUGAACGCAUCGCCUACCAUAAUCAGUGGCCCUAUGACGACAGCACUCAUCUUCUACUCAAUGGCAUUCAUGCGUUUCGCCUACCGUGUACAGCCUCGAAACUUGCUGCUGCUGGCGUGCCAUAGCACCAACGUGGUGGUGCAGAGUGUGCAGGUGAGCCGCUACCUAAUUCACCAGUACGGCGGGGACUCUGCUGCCGCCACCGCCGGUCUCACCCAGCGACCCUAUGGCUGUUAGCAACUUUGAGGAUGAUGACUUCUGCUAGACAGCCCGCCGCCAGCCCCAACCUGUGGUCCCCGAAAUCUGGCUGAGAAGGCCCUAUCAAAUCUCGGCAGCUUGCAAGCCCUGACCUAUUGUCCUCCCUGAAGAAAAGACCAAUGAAGUUUGGUUUUGAGUCUAAUAAAAAACAAAAACAAAGAAACAGUGCGACUCUGAUUUAAACCUGCAGUUUGCUUAUUAAGAAAUAGAAAAUAGCACAGAACUGAAGGUGUAGAGUGUUGUUUAUUUCGUCACCUGGAAAGAAACUUAUUUAGGUGAGGGUAGAUUGGCUGGUUUUCCUCUUCACGGGACCGGCACCUCGAGGGUUAGUUUUUACAGGGGAGGAAAACUGAAUGAAAAUGCCCCUGAGAUCGCGUUUCGUUACUUGUUUCUUUACUUGUUUCGGGCCUCCAGACCAAAUAAUGGUGCUUAGUGUUAUACAUGAUUUUGAAAACUUGGUAUAGACAUUAAUCUCUUUACGGGAAAAAUAAGUCGGGAGCUAUUUCUACUGAGGGAACUACCUCGGAGGGGUUUAAACGAAUUCAGUGAAAUACAGGUUAGA